CUGGGUCAGCCAGACUCGAGGCAGGCCGAGUCAGGCCGAGGCUCGAGAGUCGUCCAGGCGUUUUCGGCUGGAAGCAGUCCCUUGGAAACCACCCCGAAGCCCGUCGUCGCUUCCACCACGGUCUACCGUCGUUCCAUCCACGAGUCCUUGCACCGUUAGGACCGAUUCCAUCCCCUGUUGAGCGAGAGUGAGCGAGACGAGCGAGGAUCAACCCCCUUCGAGGUGAUACCAACGAAUUGGAACUGAGGCGAGGGGCACAAGCAGAGACAUGGACAAUGUGCAAAUGAUCGGCACUAAAAUCACAGCGAUCAAGGAAUACUUAUAUAAUUUCGCCAGGACACAUUCACCAACCAGACUAAUGAGCUCCGAAAACACCUACUCGCUCUCCAAAGAGCACUGUAACUUGAAAUAUUCGGAUAUCCUGCCGCAGAAUGCCGAAGGUUAUCCAGCGACCAGGGAGUUCCUGAUGAAGGUGGUGGACAUUCUGUUGGAUUUCAUCAAGUCCACGAAUGAUAGAAACGCGAAAGUGCUCGAUUUCCAUCAUCCCUCCGACAUGAUGCGUCUCCUGGAUCUCGAAAUUCCCGAUUCUGGUUUGACUCUUCAGCAACUUCUCAUCGAUUGUUCGACCACCUUGAAGUAUCAAGUCAAAACAGGUCAUCCACAUUUUUUCAAUCAAUUGUCCUGCGGUCUGGACCUCGUCUCGAUGGCCGGCGAAUGGUUGACAGCGACGGCCAAUACCAACAUGUUCACCUACGAAAUCGCGCCGGUGUUCAUACUGAUGGAGCACGUGGUGCUUCAGAAGAUGAGAGAACUGAUCGGUUGGAGCGGUGGCGACUCCAUCCUUGCCCCAGGAGGUUCCAUCAGUAAUCUAUACGCCUUUCUCGCUGCCAGGCAUAAAAUGUUCCCCAUGUACAAAGAGCGGGGCCUCUCCGCAGUCGGUGGACAGCUGGUUAUGUUCACGUCUGACCAGUGCCAUUAUUCGGUGAAAUCGUGCGCCGCUGUCUGCGGAUUGGGAACGGACAACUGCGUGAUGGUUCCUAGCGACGAUCGAGGCCGAAUGAUCCCUUCGAAACUGGAAGAAUUAAUUCUUGAACGCAAGGCCAAAGGACACAUCCCAUUCUUCGUGAACGCUACCGCGGGAACGACCGUCAUCGGAGCAUUCGAUCCCAUUCCAGAAAUCGCUGAUAUAUGCCAGAGACACAAGCUCUGGCUGCACAUCGACGCGGCUUGGGGUGGUGGACUGCUUCUCUCGAGAAAAUACAGGCAUCCCCGAAUGACUGGCAUCGAACGAGCCGAUUCCGUGACCUGGAACCCGCACAAACUCAUGGGAGCGUUGCUUCAGUGUUCGACGAUUCACUUCAAGGAGGACGGUUUGCUGAUUAGCUGCAACCAAAUGUCAGCCGAGUAUUUGUUCAUGACAGACAAACUGUACGACGUGAAGUACGAUACCGGCGAUAAAGUGAUUCAAUGCGGACGUCAUAAUGACAUCUUCAAACUUUGGUUGCAAUGGCGAGCCAAGGGUACAGAAGGAUUCGGGAAACACAUGGAUCGACUGAUGGAACUUUCGGAAUACAUGGUCAGAAGGAUCAAGCAGAUGCCUGACAAGUAUUACCUAAUCCUAGAACCUGAAAUGGUGAACGUCUGCUUCUGGUAUUUGCCAACACGCGUUAGGAACAUGCCACAUACUCAGGAGAGAAUCAAAAUCUUAGCAGAUAUCUGUCCAAUCUUGAAAGGCCGAAUGAUGCAAGCUGGCACACUGAUGGUAGGUUACCAGCCGGACGAUCGACGACCCAAUUUCUUCAGAAAUAUUAUCUCGAGUGCCGCGGUCACGGAAGCGGACGUCGACUUUCUGCUGGCGGAAAUGGAUCGGUUAGGCCACGAUCUGUAAGAAACCUGCCUGUUCUAAUUAAUACAUACAUAAUCAGCCGAGGAGGCGCGAUUUAAUGUAAAUCGCGACACCAUAUCGAAAGUGAAAUAUUCCUGUUGAUAUUAGAAGUUCAUUAACGAGCAGGAGUUUAACCGCGUUUCAUCACGUGUACAAAAUCCGGAGGUCAAAUUCGAGAAUCGCAAUCACGGUUGAUAAUUCAAGCACCUCGUGUACCUGCUCUCUUCUCUUUCUAUUAAUGGAAACUUUCUUAUAAAUCGAUAUCGUUUGAUCAAUGAUAAUUUACUUUUAUUAACCAUGAGAAAUGAAAAUCAAAAAUUAAUUUGUUUUUCAUUAUCGAUGGAGAUUAUUAUAAUUUGCCACGAUAUUUAAUCCGUAAUCGAAAUUGAGGAGAGAAGGGAGUAGGUCGCGUGAUCAUCAUCGUAGCACGAGAAAAAAAAAAAAGAAGAAAAAAAGGAAACGCUUCUUCAGCAUAUUUACGAAACAGCAAACCGAAGAUCAAAGGAUACUCAUAGCACGUAAGUUCUCUAGAUGUAAGCGUAUAUCCGUGACGAAACGAAAGAGUCAAGUUAAAAAAAAAA
Apis florea (little honeybee) is the source of this 2466-nucleotide messenger RNA. RefSeq names its product glutamate decarboxylase (gene Gad1). Gene Ontology annotation, biological process: GABA biosynthetic process. Gene Ontology annotation, molecular function: glutamate decarboxylase activity; pyridoxal phosphate binding. Lineage: Eukaryota; Metazoa; Arthropoda; Insecta; Hymenoptera; Apidae. Gene Ontology annotation, cellular component: cytoplasm. The record is from RefSeq and is a predicted model, not a curated record.